Messenger RNA from Homarus americanus (American lobster), 3500 nucleotides. RefSeq names its product delta-aminolevulinic acid dehydratase-like. The record is from RefSeq and is a predicted model, not a curated record. Lineage: Eukaryota; Metazoa; Arthropoda; Malacostraca; Decapoda; Nephropidae. Bases 82 to 1101 code for a protein of 339 amino acids. Gene Ontology annotation, biological process: heme biosynthetic process. Gene Ontology annotation, molecular function: porphobilinogen synthase activity; zinc ion binding. The transcript has 9 exons. Gene Ontology annotation, cellular component: cytosol.
GAAUUGUUGUUGACGUGAGUGAGUCUGGCGGUGCUGCGGGAGGUUGCCGGCGUCAAUUAACUCUCACGUUUUCAGAAUAUCAUGGCAUCAUAUGAACCCCCUGCAAAACGUAUCCUCCAUAGUGGGUACUUCAACCCCACCCUGAGACAAUGGCAGACAUCAAACACCGAGAUCCACCCUUGGAACUUAAUGUAUCCAUUAUUUAUAGUGGAUGAUGCUGAUGCAGAGCAACCUGUAGACAGUCUGCCAGGUGUGACUCGGUAUGGGAUCAACAAACUUGAGGCUGCUCUAAAGCCACAUGUGAAGAAUGGACUUUCCUCUGUUUUGCUGUUUGGUGUUCCAUCAGAUAUGCCAAAAGAUGACCGUGGCUCAAGUGCAGAUUCACCUAAUACUCCAGUUAUUCUUGCAGUGAAGAUCCUUCGUCAAGCAUUUCCUGAUCUACUUGUUGCAUGCGAUGUGUGUUUGUGUGCUUAUACAAGUCAUGGACAUUGUGGCAUUCUGAAAAAGGAUGGGACUAUUGACAACACCCCUAGUAUCAAACGGUUGGCUGAACAAGCUACUGCUUAUGCCAAAGCAGGUGCUCAGAUCAUAGCCCCCUCAGACAUGAUGGAUGGCAGAGUUGGUGCAAUUAAGGCUUCACUGGCAGAGGCUGGAUUAGCCAAUCGUGUGUCAGUCCUCUCCUAUGCAGUGAAGUUUGCCUCUUCUUUCUACGGACCAUUCAGGGAUGCUGCAAAAUCAGCUCCAGCUUUCGGUGAUCGUCGGUGCUAUCAACUACCUCCUGGAUCAUCUGGAUUGGCUAUGAGAGCAGCAGAUCGCGAUGUAGAGGAAGGUGCAGACAUGUUGAUGGUAAAACCUGGCAUAGCAUACCUUGAUGUGGUACGUCAAACUAAGGACAGAUACCCACAUUAUCCACUGUUUAUCUAUCAGGUGUCUGGAGAAUAUGCCAUGUUACACCAUGGAGCCAAAGCAGGAGCCAUCAACCUCCGUGUGACACUCAUGGAAGUUCUCACCAGCAUGCGUCGAGCAGGUGCUGAUGUGGUCAUCUCUUAUUUCACACCAACUGUUCUGGAAUGGCUCAAGGAAGAGAAGAAAAAUUCAUAAAUUGGUUAAUUUAUUUAAAUGGAGAGGUAGAUGAAAUUUCAUUAUGUUGGCAGGUAUUACAGUUAUGGAAAUUAUCAAAAUUUUUGGAACUUAGAAUUAAUGCUGUGAGUACUAUACCUGCUGUACACUGAAAUCCAACAUUGUAAUAAAAUUAAAUAUAAAGGCUCACAUGAGUGUGAUACAGAUUAAAGGUAAGAUGAUUUGAUGCUUUAUGCAGGUAUUGUAUUCACUCAAAAUGUACUCCAUGAUAUAACUAUUACAGUUUUAUUUAUGUUUAUCUUGUAUAAUGUAUAGUACAUACAUUGAUAAGGAAGUGACAGUGUCAUGUCACCAACAUAACAUUGUCAGUACAGUAAGUUGAGUUUGUGGGGUUGUUUUCUGGUGGCGAGAAGGAAAAUGUGUGACAAUUAUAAGCGAUAUUUGUAGAAAGUGAAAUGGAGAGGAGAUUGUUCAUGCAGCAUACUCCUAUUAAUAUGAAGAAAGUUGCUGUAUAUUUUUUAUAUGUAAUUUUUCUUAAAUUUUUUUUAUAAAGUUGUUUAACUAUUUUUUUAGCAAUACUGUUGUUGAUUUCUAUAAUUCACAAGUGUUAGUUUGUUAUGGAUGUUUUCUUUUUAUACAAAUAACUGCAUUGAAUGAAAGCUUAAAUAAAUGAAGCGUUCAUAUCGUGUUUUACAAAGUUUUUAAUAGUUUCCUGAAGUUUCCAAAUACAGUAUAUUUGAUUAAGAACCUUACACUUAAUGAAAUACUCAGAUAAAAAGAUUUGUGAUUACUGCUUUAUAAAGUAUUUGUUUUAAAUCAUAACAUGUUCAUUAUUAUUAUUACUUUCCUUUCAAGAUUAAAGAACUAAUGGUUUUAUUAGAUCUAGUCCUAAGGGUGUGGCCACACUAGCAUGCAGUUUGCCUGAAAUGUAAUCAACAAGAAGAAAUGAAGCAUGUUUCGGACUGCCAACUCUUCCUCAUACAAUGUUAUCAGAUUAAUUUACAGCCAAAUGUAAUUUACAAGGCAUUUAAUGAUGUUUCUGCAGAUUUGUUUAAAUUCAUUAAUACAAAUUAUAAAUAACAAAUGUCUCACCCCAACAAAUGAUUUACACACAAAUUACUCAGUAAAAUUACUGGUAUGUAUGUUUCACUUCAAAGCAAUUCAUUGUUUUGAAAUAAAUAUAUCAUUAAAAAUAACUAAAUACUGUAGAUCACUUGCAUCACACAAAAUGAAGGAGUGUUCAAAGACAUAUGUACACAGUAAAACAGAGUGCAAAGCUGAUUGAGAAGCAUGAGUAUUGAUCCACCAAUUCCUGAACCUAAAUUUAAUUGAACAGUAAUUAUAUAAAGUCCGUUGCAUUGUGAAUGGUACAAAUAUUAUAGAAUACCCGUAGGAGUGCACGUUUUUUUUAAUUGCUGUAUUGCUAUCAUAUGAGGACUUUACUAUAAUAAAAAUUUUAUAAUUUAUAAAUUACAAAUUAGAGAAUGAACAUUUGUAAUGGUCAUGAGUUGAGCACAGUUAACCGGAUACGUUCAGAAUAUUUAUUCCAAUUUGGAAUAAUACAAAUUAAUAGAUAUUUCAAUAUAUGUACUUCCAGAACCACCAUAUUGUUCUAACUUAGAAAGAAUUAUGAAAUGUUGUAGAUUGCUGUACUGUAUAUAUAUUAUACAGGCAGUCCCCAACUUACGAUAGAGAUACAUUCCUGGACCCUGAUCGUAAGCUGAUUUGUUUGUAAGUGAAAACCUUGUUAAUUCCAGAGUUAAGUUAGGUUAAAUCUCAACCCUGCCCAUACAAAACAACAGUAAUAACCCAAAUGUAACAAAUAAUGUAAAUACUAUAAAUCAAGUGAUGUUAAACAAUAUAGAAUAAUGAAAACAAUAAAAAAAAAUUAUUUUAAUUACAUAUAUUUGCGAUGAAUGCAUUAGGAUCCCGUUUGUAAGUGCGGAUGAUCGUAAGUCGGACGGUCGUAACUCGGGGACUGCCUGUAUACGGUUGUUAAAAAGUUAUACAGUACACUGCAUUUUUAUUGUUAUAUUAUAGUACAUGUACUGUACUUUUAUUUGUGUUUGGUAAGUCAAAUGUGCUGACUAUUGCACAUUUUAUAUCAUGCUUAAAGCGCUUGAGGUACUUUAAUUAAAAUGUUUAUUUGGUUGUGGUAAAGCUUAUUUUUGUACUCAUAUUAGGCACUAUAUGAUGAUAACAGUGUCAAUGGUGGUUGGGUUUGUUGAUUUAACCCUUUAGCGGGCAGGGGCUCCCCUCGGCUGAAUAAAAUUGUCUGGCAUUAGCCAGAAUAAAAUCCCUAAGGGUUGCUUUGCCAUCUGAAGGGUUAAUACCUGUGAUCUUUUUUAAAAUUCCUAAAGCAAUAGUUAAUUCUAACUUUUUGUACUUUUAUCUAAAUAUAAAUUUUAUAAUCAUAAAAA